AUGGACGCCUAUGUGGCAUCUAGUGGACAAAUGACUCCGAUUAAUGUGGCACUUGCUCAAGAGCAACGUUGCAUCGGUUAUCACUUUGAGAAAGAGAUUGAUGAAGCUCUGAAGCAAGUUCACGAGAGAAGCAUCGAGUCUGUGGAUGGUCCAAGCUUUGCCAGUGAUCUUUACACCACUGCCCUCAUGUUCAGGUUGCUAAGGCAGCAGGGUUACAAGAUAAAUAGCAGUGCGUUUAGCAAGUUCAAGGGUCCGGACGGAAACUUUGAUGAGUCACUUGAAACCGACGUGAGAGGUUUGCUGAGCUUAUAUGAAGCUAGCCAUCUCCGGACUCACGGAGAGGAUGUUCUUGAGGAAGCCCUAGCUUUCACUCUCACCCACCUUGCCUCCACGAAUGAGAAGCUCGGCCCUGCCUUAAUUAGAGAUGAGAUAAGCCGCUCCCAAAGGCAGUUUAACAUUCGUAAGGGGUGGGACAUGGAGGUCAUAGACGAGCUGCCUGACUAUAUGCAAGUGUGUUACAGGGCCUUGCUAGAUGUUUAUAGAGAAGCUGAGCACUUGUUGCCUGAGGAAGUAGGAUCUUAUCGCAUAUCCUUUGGUAUAGAAUCGAUGAAAGGUAUGGUGAGAGCACAUUUUGCCGAAGCGAAAUGGUUCCAUCGUCAAUAUACCCCAUCAAUGGAGGAGUACAUGCAGGUCGCAUUGGUCUCAGCUGGCGGUUUACUCCUAUCAGCUACAGCUUUCGUAGGGUUAAAGGAUGCUUUUGAGCAGAAGGUAGGCCAAGCGGUUUCAGCCGUCGAAUGCUACAUGAAGCAAUAUGGAGUCACUGAGGAGGAAGCAAAACAUGAACUCUGGAAGCAUGUCAUUGAUGCCUGGAAAGACAUCAAUGAAGAGGCCCUACACCAGACGGUCGUCUCGGCUCCACUGCUUCAUAUGAUCAUUGACAUCGCCCGUAUGAUGGGUGUUUGGUAUGAAGAUAUUGAUAUCUACAAACAUUCAAGGACCAAGAUGAAGGUUGGCAUUGCUUCCCUGUUCAUCGAUCCUUUUCCCUUAGAUAUGUAG
This is a messenger RNA of Punica granatum (pomegranate), 1056 nucleotides long. Lineage: Eukaryota; Viridiplantae; Streptophyta; Magnoliopsida; Myrtales; Lythraceae. The record is from RefSeq and is a predicted model, not a curated record.